ACUUACUAUUAUUCUCUCACAUAAUUUCGAAUUUUGACAAAAUAAAAAAUAAAAAAUCACUUAUCAAUGGAUUCUUAUUAGUAUAAACUACUACUCUCUCCGUGUCCCAAUUUAUGUGAUACAGUUCACAUUUCGAGAGUCAAACAAGAAAUUUUUUUGACCGCAAUUUAUUUAUAUAUAUGUCUUUUAAAUAUUUGAAAUUAUUAAUUAUUGUAAUUUAAAUAUAUAAAUUAUUUUUUAAAAAGCUUAAAAGAUUGUUUGCCCAAGUUGUAUUUUCUCAAGUUGUACUUAUUAGUUAAGUGGGGGUGUUUGGACAUAAAGAAUUGUGAAAUUUGGAAAAAUGUGGUACCCCUUUGUCUCAAUUUAUGUGAUACUUUUCGUUUUUUCGAGAAUAGUUUGACGAAACUUUGAAGUUAAAUUGGAUUACAUUAACUUAAUAUUUUAAGAUUAAAAAUUUCAACUUUUCGUGAAAUAAUACAAUCUUAAAAUGAUAUGGUGAAAGUUAUGCAGUUUGAAUCUCGGGAAGCGAAAAGCAGGGAGUAUUUGUUUUCAAGUUGAGAAUGGUAUUAGGAAAUUGGAGUUGAUUUUUCGGAUUUUUGUCAGUUGUUUGGAGUGAUAAUUGUGAAAACAGAUAUUUGGAGUUUUUUGAUGAGUUGAAUUCCGGAAAAUUGUAACAAUUCUAUGUCCAAACAGUUUUCCGGAAUAAUAUUCCGGAAAAAAAGUGAAAACGCAUUAUGGCAUUACGAUUUCCAAGGUUUAGCCAAUGCUUAGCUCAGGACCCCACUACUCGUCGUAUUUGGUUUGGUAUUGCUACCGCACAUGACUUCGAGAGUCAUGAUGAUAUUACACUUUAUCAGAAUAUUUUUGCUUCUCACUUCGGUCAAUUAGCAAUCAUUUUUCUGUGGACUUCCGGAAAUCUGUUUCAUGUAGCUUGGCAAGGAAAUUUUGAGUCGUGGGUACAGGACCCUUUAUAUGUAAGACCUAUUGCUCAUGCAAUUUGGGAUCGGCCAAACGGGAAUUAAGUAUCAUUUUCGAUUUGUUAGAGCUUUUUUUGUAGAUUUUACGCAAGAAUCUUCUUGUAGUAAAAGAACCUGAAUUGAAGGGAAUGAAUACUGAUGAUUCAUAAAGAAGAUUUUAACUUGUUCGGGAUUGAAGUGUAGUUAAUCGAUGAUUUGCUUUUCUUGUGGUGAUGACUCCAAACUUCUGGUAAUGUGGUAUUUAUCAUUUGUGCUUUGAGUGUUUAAUUCCUGGGGUUCAAGUCACAAAUUUUAGUAGGCGUUUGGCCAUGAGAACCAACUAUUUUUUCACUGUAUUUGGAAUUUUGGAGUUGAAAUUGAAGAUGGAGUUGCGUUUGGUUAUAGUUUUUGCAAAGAGUUCUUGGUUGUUUGAAUGUAUUGAAAGUGAAAAAAGUGAAAACACGGUUUUAGUUGUUUUCCAAAUUUGGAAUUUUCAUGGCCAAACGCUGAUUUCCAAAUAAAGUGAAAUAAUUUUCCGGAAAAAAAGUGAAAAUUCUCAUGGCCAAACGGGGUCGUAUAACAAAAUGCUCAGAUGAUCGGAAUGAAUUUAAGUUUCUAACUGUUUCAAAUUGUAAUCAGUUGGUUUAUGUAAAUAGUAUGUGAGAGAACGUGAUGAUUAUUAUCUUUAGUAACUAUUAAUAAUUUGUCUACUAGAGUAGUAACUAGGAAGAACGUAACCCCGCACCCACCCCAAAAAAGUAGUAGCAGUAGUAAUUAGUGGGGAGUGCACUGUUAUACAACACAACAUUUUUUUUAAUCUACAAUAGCUAACAAAUUUCCUUUUUUUUAGUAUUUUUGUGUUCCAGGGUGAUGUUAAUUUUAUCCGUCUUGGAUUUCCUUACUACUUUUUGUUUCGAUAUAAAGAUGGCAUGAUGCAUGUUGAAAAAAUAAUACUAAUCCCGGGACCCCAUGCAUAACGAGAGCUUAGUGCACCAGGCUGCCCUUUUUAUUUAUGGAUCUCUGGAAAUGGGAAACCCCAUACCGUAAUCCUCUAUCAUGGACAACGGUUUUUUAUUCACAUUUGUCCAUUGGUAACUUCACCCAAUCUUAUGGUUGGAGGAGGGUCCUUACCACUAGACAACCCCUCUCUCAUUAAUAGUGCUUAUAGAAUAUUGCAAAUGAGAAUCAUCAUUUUUGUUGCAUCAGUGUUGAUGUCCAAUUCUGUAGCAGGGAGGAAAACCCUUUUCUUUUAAUGCAAGGCGAAUAAAUUCUGUCAGGGGGAAUUUAUUCCUGCAAAAUAUCUAUUUAUUCUUUUGAUUCCUUUUGCAUUGCGGGUGUAUGGUAUUAGUAGCCAAGAUUUAUAAGUUGACGUGACUAAAUAAUGCGAAAUGAUUAUUCAGACACAAUUAGGGGUUAUUUGGUCUAGAAAUGUUUUAUGCAAGGAUUGGCACUAUAGAUAUUAGGAUUUAACUGAGCUUAUUGUUUGAACAAAAAUCUUAAAGAGACUUCCUUUUCGAAUUUUAUAGCCACGUCAUAUGACGGUUCAUCCUGAUUGAUGCCAUCUUGUAAGUAGCAAGUAUACAUGGUUGCGCAUGACUGCUAUUUCCUGUUAGCGGAUUUCUCUUUCUGCUACUUAUAGUAAUUCGUGCAUAAGGAGGAAAUUCUGUGGCUCCAAAAAAGAACAGGAAACAAAGCAAUAAAGCUGCUGAAUCUAGUUCUAGAAGUACUAUUGCUGAAAAAAAAGCUCCCCGGGCAAUGAAGGGUAAACGCAAACUUGUAAAAAAGUUCUCUCACAUAAACUCUGCACAAACCAAAGAAGCUGCACAAAUGCAAGCCAGAAAUAAAGACAAGAAGGCAAAAAAUGGCAACCAAGGAAAUGAUGUUGGUGGAGAAGAUGCUAACAAGUCUCAAAAUAUUAAUCAAGGGAACAAAGAAAUGGAUACGAGUGAAAGACGCGGAGAGGUGAGUAAGGAUGAAAAGGAUGAAAAGAGCCUCGGUCUAAAUGAAGGACGGCGAGAGGUGAAUAGGGAUGCAAAAACUUUAAAUAGUCUUGGUGGAGUAAUUUUCAUGUGCAAUGCAAGAACAAAAGAAGAUUGUUACAGAUAUCGCGUGAUGGGUGUUUCUGCAAGCAAGCAAGACUUUGUGAUGGGAGUCAACCCUGGUCUUAAGCUUUUUCUCUUUGAUUUCGAUCUUAAGCUCAUGUAUGGUAUUUAUGAGGCAUCUUCUGCUGGUGGAAUGAGACUUCAACCAGCGGCAUUCGGUGGGGCCUUCCCUGCUCAGGUUCCUUUUAGGAUUCACAAGGAUUGCAUUCCACUACCGGAGAAUGUGUUCAAGAAAGCAAUCAAAGACAAUUAUGAUGAAAAGUCCCGCAAGUUUAAGACCGAGCUGACAGUUAUGCAGGUGGAGAAGUUAACAGAGCUGUUUAGACCUGCACCAUGGUUUGAUCCAACUCUCAAACCAGUACUACAGGAUCCUGUGGCUCGGCCAGCUACUCAGCGCUCUGCGGCCCCACCUUUACCUGCUCGGAAUUUCUCACCACGUGAUCAUGGAAGGCAGCAGUUUGCAGAUCGCUAUGUCAUGCCUAGAGAGGUUUCCCAUAAUCCACAUUUUCUUACUGAGAAAGAAUACAGAAGCUAUGGUCUUCAACAGGCAAACCAUAUGCAGCCCUCUACUUCUGCAGUACAUGUUAACCACAAAUUAGAUCAUUAUGGAUCUGUACAAGGAACAACACAACAGCUCCUGAGAGCCCCGUCACAGAAUGAACAUGUUUACCCCGAUGCUCACUUUCCAAGUGAAAGGGAAUACCGUAGUUACGGUCUUAAUAGUUACCAUGGGCAACCUGUUACUGUUGCUCCUCGUGUAGAAAGUAGUAAUACAGUGGCUGCAGCUAAUGUAAAUCCUUACGAUGAGAGUACCACCUCGCUUGUGAACCGGUAUCUUUCUCUGCCAAGGACAACGAUAAGACCUGGAGAGUUGCCUUCGACGGGCAGAGAGUCAUUUGCUAGUGCUUCCAACUAUGUGAGUGACAUCAGAGGCUAUCCAGGAAGAUUGCCUGCUGAAAACGUGAGAUUUUAUCCACCAAAUGUUCCUCAUGCGCUAUCAGGUCACAGCCUCAUAUAUCAGCAUCCUAGAGAUGAGCCUGGAAAAUCAUCGUCAGUCUUACCUCAGUAUCCUUUUGCUGGCCCACCUGCAUCACGCCGCUGAAACUAUGCUGCAAAGUGCAUCCAUCCCUUAAUGAUGCCUAUGGUGGCUCCAACGGACUCCAGAAUCCAAAAAAUUGUUUUAUUGUAUUUCACAUAUCCUUGCUGUACAAGCUGGGAAAUAAUCCUGAUGGCCUCCGAAUAUCCAGGUGGAGGUGUGGGGGGUCCUUGUAUUGGGUUAACGAGAAAAAAAAAAGGAAGAAAGGCCGGAUACUUUGCUUCACUUCUUCAGACAACUUGAUGUUUGUUCGUAUCUUUAGUAGGGUCCUGAUGAUGAAUGCUUGAACUAGAACUUCAGGAUUCUGAUGGGAGUCACAUUUAACUGUAAGGUUAUAUCACAGGAACAGGUCAUGAGGCACUAGGUUCUUUAACCUAUAUGAACUCUGCAAAUAUAAUGGAUAGUGGCGUAUGCCGGUGCAGCAGCUGCUCAGUUUGUGCAAGAUUUACCUAGGGAAGUUUGUCACAGCUAUAAAUCCCAUUUGCAAGAUGGGUCUCUGCUCAACUCCAGUACUCUCUCUUCGGUUUCAAGGCGCCUCCAAUGUGGAAGAGAUGCAUCUCCAUCAAAUUGAAGAUGAUUUUUUGGUAUACUAUGUACAAUACUUUCUGUUUCUAGUGGAUUAUCUAAGGUUUUGCCUAUACACAGACCUGUGAUGGUGUCACUUCUAUAUGAAAAAAGUAAAACAGUUUUUGAACA
This is a messenger RNA of Lycium barbarum (goji berry), 4850 nucleotides long. RefSeq lists its product as uncharacterized. The coding region runs from base 2712 to 4160 and encodes 482 amino acids. The transcript has 4 exons. The record is from RefSeq and is a predicted model, not a curated record. Lineage: Eukaryota; Viridiplantae; Streptophyta; Magnoliopsida; Solanales; Solanaceae.